This is a messenger RNA of Annulohypoxylon truncatum, 1757 nucleotides long. Its product is annotated as Bystin-domain-containing protein. Gene Ontology annotation, cellular component: cytoplasm; preribosome, small subunit precursor; nucleolus. The transcript is spliced from 2 exons. Lineage: Eukaryota; Fungi; Ascomycota; Sordariomycetes; Xylariales; Hypoxylaceae. The record is from RefSeq and is a predicted model, not a curated record. Bases 104 to 1561 code for a protein of 485 amino acids. Gene Ontology annotation, biological process: rRNA processing. Gene Ontology annotation, molecular function: snoRNA binding.
CCUCAGAAUUUUUAAUUUUCUUUGGAAAUUCAUUCACAAUUUCUCGUGCGCCCCACGUCGUGGUUAUCGCGAAAUUUCAACCAACUCGUGUCAAACAGCCAUCAUGCCGAAAGCGACGACACCGACUUCUGCUCGCCACCCCCGUCGACACAAUCCUCUAGAAGAUGACCUUGUAGCUACGGGGCCUCUCCGCACAAAGGCCCUUAAAAGGAAGUCCACAGGAGAUGAUGAGGAAGAGCAAGAGAAUUACAUAGACUCUAAGGCGUCCAGGAAGAUUUUGCGAAUUGGUCGCGAAUUAGCCGAAGAAGUCAAUGUCGCCCCGCCUCGACCGCCGAAAGAGUCCAAUGCGUUCGGAUUUGAAUCGCGAUUCGAAGAGGAUGGCGAAGACAACGAAGCUUUUGAGGACGAGGAAGUAUGGGGCGACGAGGAUGAGAUCGUGGAGGAGAUUGAAAUCGAACCCGAGGAUUUAGACACAUUCAACAAAUUCCUACCUACCGACGACGACCCGUUAUUGACACAGGGCUGGGGAGGCAAAGCUCCCGCGGAAGAGCAGGGUUCGGGGACUAACCUUGCUGACCUAAUUCUGGCGAGGAUCGCGCAACAUGAAGCCGGCCAGGACAGAGCACAGGAAAUGGGACCCGCGGACGACGACUAUGAGCUAUCACCGAAGAUCGUUGAAGUUUAUACUAAGAUUGGCUUGAUACUCUCGAGAUACAAAUCAGGCAAACUACCAAAACCGUUCAAGAUACUCCCAACUGUACCGCACUGGGAAGACAUCAUCGAGCUCACAAAACCCGAUCAAUGGACGCCCAACGCUGUUUACGAGGCUACGAGAAUCUUCGUGUCGAGCAAGCCGAUCGUCGUUCGGAGAUUUAUGGAGAUGAUCCUCCUUGAGCGUGUGCGAGAAGAUAUCUACGAGACGAAGAAGUUAAAUGUACAUCUGUUCAACGCGCUUAAGAAAGCACUAUACAAGCCCGCGGCGUGGUUUAAGGGUUUCCUCUUCCCGCUCGUCGAGAGCGGCACUUGCACCCUAAGAGAAGCGGUAAUCAUCUCCGCUGUCCUGGCCAGAGUCUCCGUACCAGUCCUCCAUUCCGGAGCGGCUAUCAAAGGAUUGUGCGAAAUCGCAGCACGAGAAGCGUCGGCGGGAACCGAGGGCGGAGGCGCCACGAACGUAUUCAUCAAGACCCUUCUAGAGAAGAAAUACGCGCUCCCGUAUCAGGUCAUCGAUUCUCUCGUCUUCCACUUCCUGCGCUUCCGAAGUGUAGACCCCGCGUCUAUCAAGGAAGGCGACGCCAUGGACGUAAGCGCAGAGCGUGCGGCUACGCAGGCCAAACUCCCAGUGAUCUGGCACCAGUGCCUGUUGGCGUUCGCGCAGAGGUAUAGAAACGAGAUCACAGAGGACCAGAGAGAGGCCCUGCUGGACCUCUUGCUAACGCACGGCCAUCAUAAGAUCGGCCCCGAGAUCCGAAGGGAAUUGUUAGCUGGACGUGGACGAGGAGUUGCAAUUGAGCCAACUGGGCCGGCGUUUGACGGGGACGACACUAUGGUAAUCGAUGGAUGAGAGACCAUAUCAGGCGUGAUACCAAUGAAGACAUGAACGGGCAUAUUGGUGUUUUAGGCGUUCUAUUCCUGUUUCGUAUGUUCACCUCAGAAAGAAUGUGAUUCGGACAUUACUAUUUUGCCUCCUAGACACAGGUCCAAAGUCAAUACACUAUAAUUGAGUGGAAGAACCACCACCUUAACCUGCUACUCUUCGC